This is a messenger RNA of Chaetura pelagica (chimney swift), 999 nucleotides long. RefSeq names its product cytochrome b-c1 complex subunit Rieske, mitochondrial. The transcript has 2 exons. Gene Ontology annotation, cellular component: membrane. The record is from RefSeq and is a predicted model, not a curated record. Lineage: Eukaryota; Metazoa; Chordata; Aves; Apodiformes; Apodidae. The coding region runs from base 1 to 810 and encodes 269 amino acids. Gene Ontology annotation, biological process: mitochondrial electron transport, ubiquinol to cytochrome c. Gene Ontology annotation, molecular function: 2 iron, 2 sulfur cluster binding; quinol-cytochrome-c reductase activity.
AUGAAAAGUGGAUUCAGGCUGUUUGCAUCUCAGCCAGUGUUUGUGAUUCGAGAAAGGAGGAAAGGUAUUUGGGGCAAUAAUGACAACUGCUGUGUUCCCUCAUCCUGCUCACCACUGAAAAACAGCUCUGACUGUGAAUUCACUGUGUCAAAACCAUCACUGUUUUCUUUUUUGAAAUUCCGUCUUCUUUCCCUUGCAGCACCUGCCAGUGUUCGUUGUGUCCAUAAUGAUGUUGCUGUCCCUGACUUCUCUGACUAUCGCCGUCAGGAUGUGCUGGAUGCCACCGCCUCCUCUCAAAGCAGCAGUGAGGCUAGAAAAGGGUUUUCCUACCUGGUGACUGCAACAACAUGUGUAGCAACUGCAUAUGCUGCUAAGAAUGCUGUCACCCAGUUUAUUUCCAGCCUGAGUGCCUCUGCUGAUGUGCUAGCAUUGUCAAAGAUUGAGAUCAAGUUAUCUGACAUUCCAGAAGGCAAGAACAUGGCUUUCAAAUGGAGAGGGAAGCCCCUCUUUGUGCGUCACAGAACCCAGGCAGAGAUUAAACAGGAAGCAGAAGUUGAUGUGUCUAAACUGAGGGAUCCGCAGCAUGACUUAGACAGAGUAAAGAAACCAGAAUGGGUCAUAUUAGUGGGUGUCUGCACUCAUCUUGGUUGUGUUCCCAUUGCUAACUCUGGAGAUUUUGGUGGUUAUUACUGCCCUUGCCAUGGCUCCCAUUAUGAUGCCUCUGGCAGAAUCAGGAAGGGUCCUGCUCCCCUUAACCUUGAGGUUCCAACUUACCAGUUUAUCAAUGAUGAUGUAGUGGUUGUUGGCUGAAUAUGAGGUGGUUGCUCACUCCCAUAUUCCUGUGAAUGUACACACUAAAAGGUUGACUGAGAUUCUGGGAUACCGUAAAACCAGAUGAUCCUGUAAACACAUUAACUCUCUGGAUUGAUUCUCAUACAGAAGUAUGGUCAAACACUUCCUUGUAUUGCAUUUUAAUAAAAACUUGGAGUGAGCACUUGU